This is a messenger RNA of Saccostrea echinata, 1272 nucleotides long. Its product is annotated as fasciclin-2-like. NCBI's taxonomy places the organism in Eukaryota, Metazoa, Mollusca, Bivalvia, Ostreida, Ostreidae. The record is from RefSeq and is a predicted model, not a curated record. The transcript is spliced from 7 exons. The coding region runs from base 370 to 1182 and encodes 270 amino acids.
UGUUUACUUAGGUUGGCGAUAGUUGCAACUUGUGUAUUGCUCCAGUCUCCACAUUUAACUUUGGGACAAGGUGGAGGGUUAAUAGAAAUAACGUCAGGAAACCUGCUUGUAAUAACUGGAAAAGCCAGUGCGAGGAUUCAAUGUUUAGCAAGAGGAGACGGAAGGGAAGAAGUAAAUUUAAAGUGGUAUGGUCCCGAUGGACAUUACAUAGGUUCAAACUUCCUAAACAGAGUAUUUACUCAAAGUCUUGCAAAAAGCUCUCUGUCACUUAUUUUCAAAAGUACCUUAGAGCAGGAUUCUGGAGAGUAUACUUGCAGUGGAACAAUAGAUGAAAAACUAAAGAGUGCAAAAAUUUCAGUCCAUAUCGAUAUGCCCCUUGAAAUUACAGAAGAAAUGGCACCUAGGUCGCAAACACUUAAAGUGGACACCCCAGGUUUGAUUAAGUGCACUGCCCCUGAGGGAUAUAGAAUACUCUGGAUAAGGGAUGGCAAUUCAAUAAGUCAAGAACAUCCACGAUAUUCUCAAGUGACAGAUGGACUUGAAGUCAGCAAAGUAAACCGCAGUUUGGAUGAGGGGACUUUUUAUUGCACGGUGUUUGGAACUGGAGUUGCUUCAUCUAAAAGAACAGUUAUUCACAUAAAAGUAAGAGUGAUAGGUCCUCCAAACAUAAUAACUCCUCCAAGUGCAGGACAGAUUGUGGAGGGAAAUGACUACCGUUUCGUGUGCAAGGCUUCAGGAGAGCCCUCUCCACAGUAUCAAUGGUUUAAGGAUGAGAGUAGUAAUGAACUAGUGGGAGAAAGGUUUGAGGUUGACAAUCAGACAGGAGUAUUGAUCAUUAAACAAUCGAAGAAGUAUGACGAAGGGUUGUACAGAUGUGAGGCCAGGAAUGAAGCUGGCGUGGACAAUGCAACAGCACUACUCAUUGUCAAAAAUCUUGACUAUGAUUAUGGGAAAAACCUGACGUCAAAUACAUCUAGCUGUCAACAGGUGCUUGAUGACCUAUGUUCUCCAACAUUACUCAGCCAGUCUGUGAAAAGAAGCUUGGACAUGUUAAAGAAGGAUUUAUUGCGACUGGAGAUAAAGAAGACUGAGGCCGAGAUAAAAGUUCUUGAAGUACAGAAACUAAAAUUUCAGGAGGAAAUUGAAUUGUUAAGGCUUCAAAAAGAAAAGUUGCGGGGAUAAAUGAAUAAAUAAUAAAUUCUCGUAUGUGUUUCUUUGUGGUUCGACCAUAUGACUCUACAAGUGUACCAUCUUUACAUUCUUUGCGUAUAU